AUGGAAAAUAUCUUAAUUGUCACUUCAGAAAACGAGAGGUAAGCAAGAUUAACGAAAACUGAGAUAUAUAUUCGAUUCUCUCGCUCCUAGCAGCCUUUCGUUUUAGUUUAAUUAAAAGUCAUGUUUCAAAACUAAGUUUAUUAAUAAAUCUCAGAGGCGGAUCCAGGAUUUUUUCAAGAGGGGGUGCACUCGUCUCUUGCUCUACUUCAACACCAAUAAACCACAUAGUUUUUUUUUUGGCAGAAUACCGGUUGUAUUAGAAAACCGCAGGUCAUCUCAGGUGGGGGGGGGGGGGUGGCCCCCACUGCACCCCCCCCCUAGAUCCGCCCUUGAAUCUUCCCCAAAACAUGAGGGAGCUUACGCGUAAGUUUUUUGACUUCCAACAUGACAAAGGGGUCCUUCCCCAGUGCCCGUAGAGCCUAUUUUUGUUUUGUUUUUUUUCUCCAAACUACUNGUCAGAUUUAUGCACGAAAAGGUUAAUAUCUUGUUGCUGAAGCUCAUACGAAGAUCUCGGACCAAGGCGGAGUAAAUUUCGAUGUUGAAGCGAGGGAAAUUGGCAUGGAAAAUAUCUUAAUUGUCACUUCAGAAAACGAGAGGUAAGCAAGAUUAACGAAAACUGAGAUAUAUAUUCGAUUUUCUCGCUCCUAGCAGCCUUUCGUUUUAGUUUAAUUAAAAGUCAUGUUUCAAAACUAAGUUUAUUAAUAAAUCUCAGAGGCGGAUCCAGGAUUUUUUCAAGAGGGGGUGCACUCGUCUCUUGCUCUACUUCAACACCAAUAAACCACAUAGUUUUUUUUUUGGCAGAAUACCGGUUGUAUUAGAAAACCGCAGGUCAUCUCAGGUGGGGGGGGGGGGGUGAGCACCACUGCACCCUCCCCCUAGAUCCGCCCUUGAAUCUUUCCCAUAACAUGAGUGAGCUUAAGCGUAAGUUCUUUGACUUCCAACAUGACAGACGGUGCUCUUCGCAGUGUCCGUAGAGCAUCAUUUUGUUUCUGCUUGUUUCUGCAAACUAAUUAUAAACAGACCUGGCACCCAGGUUUCCGUGCUGGGUGUGGAAUUAAAUCAAAUAACGGGAAACCUUGGAGCUUAAGUUUUUUUCCUAUGACAUUGUACAACACUCAAAAGUCUGCAGUUAAAAACGUCAAUAAAUUAUGAGGUGACUUGUAAAGAAAGCAGAACGAAACAGGGUUGGAGCAACUCACUGAUCUGUAAACUGUAAAGUUUAUUGAAUUUAAAGUUUAUUGUCAUCCGAAUAUACAACACAUUUUUGAAGAUUAACGACAGGAAACUAAUUACCUGUAGAAACCCGUACAUAUUUUAACUACGAUUAACUAAUAUCGAUUGGAAACUUUUCUUGUCCAAAUUAUAUAGAACACAAGAAAACAGAGGAUACUGUCGACAUUAAAGUAAGAGUACUCUUCUUUUCUAUCUCCGCAAAGUUGGAACAUGUUCACGAGAGUUCGGAGGUCAAAGGAUUUGCUGGGAUUGAUCAUUAUUCAUCUCAAACCAGAAACUGGACGAAGUGGGAAUUUGACGCUGAUUCAUUUGAAGAAGCAAAGACCGAAGUUAAAAAGCUUGAGACACAUAUGUAUAAUAUUCCAAACUUUGUUAAUCGCAUGCCUCACACAAAGCUCUUUGCCCUCCGCAUAGUGGUCACGCCAAAUGUUGGAGACGUGUUUAAGGCAGCUUUGUACCUUGAACUGGAAAAGAUGUUAAACGAACUCCAAGUAAUGUCUGUAGCAUCUUCCAAGUGCCGUAUUGAUUUCAAAUCAAACGGUCACUGA
Molecule: messenger RNA, 1781 nt
Organism: Porites evermanni
Lineage: Eukaryota; Metazoa; Cnidaria; Anthozoa; Scleractinia; Poritidae
Source: the annotation of a GenBank genome assembly